Anoplopoma fimbria (sablefish) is the source of this 3027-nucleotide messenger RNA. RefSeq names its product 6-phosphofructo-2-kinase/fructose-2,6-bisphosphatase. NCBI's taxonomy places the organism in Eukaryota, Metazoa, Chordata, Actinopteri, Perciformes, Anoplopomatidae. The transcript is spliced from 14 exons. Bases 6 to 1538 code for a protein of 510 amino acids. The record is from RefSeq and is a predicted model, not a curated record. Gene Ontology annotation, molecular function: fructose-2,6-bisphosphate 2-phosphatase activity; ATP binding; 6-phosphofructo-2-kinase activity. Gene Ontology annotation, cellular component: 6-phosphofructo-2-kinase/fructose-2,6-biphosphatase complex; cytosol. Gene Ontology annotation, biological process: fructose metabolic process; fructose 2,6-bisphosphate metabolic process.
UCCCGAUGUCCUGUCACACACUCACACAUACAGUACAGAGGUUUUCUGCACCCCCCCCACACACACACACACACACACACACACACACACUACAGAGGUUUUUUUCACACACACACACACACACACUUGGCAUGUCACAAAGAACACUCACUCAGAAUCCUCUGGAGAAGACAUGGGGUCCGUGGAUGAAAAGCAGGCUGAGCCAACGCAGAGGCUCGUCGGUGCCCCAGUUCACCAACUCCCCCACCAUGAUCGUGAUGGUUGGACUCCCGGCGAGAGGGAAAACCUACAUCUCCAAGAAGCUCACCAGAUACCUGAACUGGAUCGGAGUCACAACCAAAGUGUUUAACGUCGGUCAGUACAGAAGAGACGCCACGCGGUCCUACAACAGCUUCGAGUUCUUCCGACCCGACAACAGCGAGGCCAUGAAGAUACGCAAAGCUUGUGCCGUCGCUGCCCUGAAAGACGUGUGUGACUACUUCACCAGAGCGCUGGGGCAGGUGGUGGUUUUUGAUGCAACCAACACCACGCUGGAGCGCAGAGAGGUCAUCCUCAGCUUCGCCAAGGAAAACGGUUACAAGGUUUUCUUUGUGGAGUCGAUAUGUGACGAUCCGGAAAUCAUCGCCGCGAAUAUUAAACAAGUGAAGCUGAGCAGUCCUGACUAUGUGGACUGUGACAAAGAGGAGGCCGUGGCCGACUUCCUGAAGAGGAUCGAGUGUUACAAGUUGACCUACGUCCCGCUGGAUGACAACAAGGACAGGAACUUGUCCUACAUCAAGAUCUUCAACGUGGGUAGCCGGUACCUGGUGAACCGGGUCCAGGACCACAUCCAGAGCAGGAUAGUCUACUACCUCAUGAACAUCCACGUCACCCCGAGGUCCAUCUACCUGUGUCGCCACGGCGAGAGCGAGCUCAACCUCACGGGUCGCAUCGGGGGGGACUCGGGGCUGUCGCCUCGGGGGGCAAAGUUUGCCAGUGCUCUGGGGACGUACCUGCGUGGGCAGUCCAUCAGCGACCUGAAGGUGUGGACGAGCCACAUGAAGAGGACCAUCCAGACCGCCGAGGCCCUCGGGGUCCCGUAUGAACAGUGGAAGGCCCUCAAUGAGAUCGACGCUGGGGUUUGUGAGGACAUGACGUAUGAGGAGAUUCAGGAGAAUUUCCCAGAGGAGUUUGCACUGCGGGACCAAGACAAGUAUCGCUACCGCUACCCGAAAGGAGAGUCUUACGAGGACCUUGUCCAGCGUCUGGAGCCGGUCAUCAUGGAGCUGGAGAGGCAGGAGAACGUUCUGGUCAUCUGUCAUCAGGCGGUGAUGAGAUGUCUGCUCGCCUACUUCCUGGAUAAGACUGCUCAUGAGCUGCCCUACCUGAAGUGUCCCCUCCACACCGUCCUCAAACUCACCCCGGUGGCCUACGGGUGUAAAGUGGAGUCUGUCUUCCUCAAGGUUGAAGCUGUCAACACACACAGAGACAAACCAGUGAACGUGGACGUGGACAGAGAGCCGUCGGAGGCUUUAGAGACGGUCCCAGGCCACAUCUAGAGGACGCUGCUGCACGGAGCCCGUUUCAUUUCCAUCAAAACAAACCUCAUGGGGUGUGGCCUUUUCUUAAACGUGAAGUCAUCACAGUGUCCGUCGUUCUCGUGCUCGUCGUUGUGAUAGAUGAAAAUGAGACGUCUCUCCUGUUGUCGAUGCACUUUAUCCUGCAGGGCUCAGGCCAAACGUCUGUGAAAUGAAGAACAGGCUUCUUUUACUGUGAAAAAUGAACUGCUGAACACUGUUUGGAUGUUUUAUCAUCCAACAAAGUCACCUGCAUGUCUCUCUCUCUCCCAUUUCUUCUCUUCAUCCAUCAUCUUCUCUACUUGUAUUAAUGCAUUAACCAAAUUUAAGUCAUUCAACUCAGCUCUUAACUUGAACUGACAUGUCGGUCUGAGCCAUUUCUGCUUUCACAGAGGUACAUCAUAUGAGAAUACAAAAAGAGGAAGUGGAGUUUUCACAGUGUAUGAGAAGGAGAUAGUUUGAUAUUUUGAGAAAUACACUUAUUUGCUUUUUUGCGGAGAGUUAUAUUAGAAGAUCGAUACCACUCUCAUGUCUGUACCGUUGAAAUAGAACGGGAAUAGAAAGGACAUCCCACUAGCCUGGGCCCUGUCAACAUGUAAAAUAAAUCCUCCUACCAUCACAGCUACAGCUCAUAACUAAUAUAAUGUGUUGUGAGAUUAAUCUGUAGAAAAAACAAACUGUAAAAAUGGAAAGUUGUAGUUUUAUGCGCGUGAGUUUGUCAAUCUCACACUGACGAUGAGAGUUAAACGUAGUUAAACAACCCCUGAGUCAAAACUUAUGGUUUACAUUGAGUGUUUCUAACCAAAGCAUAUGCCUUCAUCGCCCAGUAUCACAAAUCACAAAUGUGCUUUACAAUCUGUAAAUCAAACAACACUCGUUUGUCAUUUGGAUAAGGGAAAAGUCCCCCAAAAAACUCUAACAGGGGAAAAAAUGAGCAACAAAAAAACUUGUAGUUUUUAAACUUAGUUUUCAUAAGGAUUCACCAAACGACAUUGAUGUGUUCAUCAGUGAGCUUUAGAGGUACUCAUCAGUGGAUUUUGUUUUGUGUGUUUCCCUCUGUUCCCAGUCUUUGUGCUAAGCUAAGCUAAGCUAAGCGCUAACUGCUGGCCCCGAGCCGCAUAUUUAUCGUACACACACCGGAGUGGUAAUGAUCUCCUCAUGUAACUCUCAGCAAAAGAAGUGAAUAUAUGUCUAUAAAUUUACCCUAAAAUCCUAAACACAUAUUUUUACUUUUACCCGGUAAAGCUAUUUAUCAAUCUAGAUGGUUUUGCUGUGAGUUUGUCGAGUGUCUGACUUCUCUACAGUUUAAAGGGGAUGAUGACACCAUGUUUACUCUACAGCCACGUCUCUUUCCAGAAGUCAUGACCCGGUUAUAGGAGAUAAUCCUCAGACUUUGAUGUGAGCACUUUUCAUGUAGGAACUAUGGUUGAAAGAUAAUAGUUCCAACAAUAAAAAAAACUGCUCUCUACAA